Messenger RNA from Wyeomyia smithii (pitcher-plant mosquito), 5154 nucleotides. RefSeq lists its product as uncharacterized. The coding region runs from base 1 to 5154 and encodes 1717 amino acids. Gene Ontology annotation, molecular function: nucleic acid binding; zinc ion binding. The transcript is spliced from 2 exons. The record is from RefSeq and is a predicted model, not a curated record. NCBI's taxonomy places the organism in Eukaryota, Metazoa, Arthropoda, Insecta, Diptera, Culicidae.
AUGUCGACCGAGCGCCGUAUUAAGUCGCUGAAGCUGCGGCUCAAAAGUCUGGUGACGUCGCUCAAUCACAUCAAAUCAUUCGUCAGCAGUUACGAUGAGGAAACGCAUGCUGAUGAGGUACCUGUGAGGUUGGAGAGUCUGAUCAAGUUGUGGUCGGACUACAGUACGGUCCAGAGUGAACUGGAGACCCUUGAUGAAACUGCGAUCGAUGCUCAUCUGAAAGAUCGGACAGCCCUUGAAUCUGCCUACUACUCCGUUAAGGGCUUCCUGCUGGCCCGUAAUAAAACUCCUAUUACACCUAUUCCUUCUCCUACUCAUUUAACGGCGCAAUCCCUUCCGUCGGUAUCGCAAAUGCGUUUGCCCGAUGUUAAGCUCCCCAUUUUCGAUGGCAAUAUAGAGAACUGGAUGAAUUUUCACGAUUUAUUUGUGUCGCUGGUCCACUCAUCGGCUAGUCUCUCGAGCAUCCAGAAGUUUUAUUACCUACGUUCAUCGUUGUCAAAUGCAGCUCUUCAUCUAAUUCAGUCAAUCCCAAUAAGCACAACCAACUAUCCAGUGGCUUGGAAUCUUCUCAUGGAUCAUUACCAGAAUACUAGUCGUCUAAAGCAGUCCUAUGUAGACACUCUCUUUGAUUCAACUUCAUUAAAAAAGGAAUCGGCAACGGAGCUACACAGUCUGGUAGAGAAAUUCGAGGCAAAUGUCAAGGUGCUGCAUCAACUGGGCGAACGCACGGAAUUUUGGGACAUUUUGCUCAUUCGUAUGCUCAGUACUCGACUGGAUCCGACAACAAGGCGAGAUUGGGAGGAAUAUUCUUCGACCAAGACAGCGAUCACGUUCAACGACCUGACUGCUUUCAUUCAACGGCGCGUGAGUGUAUUGCAAUCCAUUCAGGUAAAGCAUAUUGAAAUGCCAUCGUCAAUCAUUCCGAAGAAACCAGCUCAGCGUUCCGUUUCGAGUCACGGAGCCAACCAAACUAAUGUCCGGCAAUGCGUCAUUUGUUCCGAUCAUCACCCUUUAUACACUUGUGGGAGUUUUUCGAAGCUUUCGGUAGAAGAAAAGGAGAAAGAAGUCCGUCGCCAUCAACUGUGCCGGAAUUGUCUGCGAAAGGGUCAUCUCUCAAAGGAUUGUGCGUCGUCUAGCAACUGCCGCAAGUGUCGUGGACGUCAUCAUUCUCUGAUCUGUCCAAAUGAUUCCUCUUCCUCGAAGUUCAAGUCUUCGAGCCCACAGUCAUCGAAACCUCUCACUUCCAGUCCUUCUAGCGAUCCUCCAACCACAUCUGCAUCUGCAACGGUUGUCGAGUCGAUCAGUUGCGCGUCCGCUGGACACUGUCAGAAGACGGUCCUUCUUGCCACAGCCGUGAUUAUUCUCGUCGACGACAACGGAGUCGAACACAUCGCUCGCGCACUCCUGGACUCGGGAAGUGAAUGCUGCUUCAUUACCGAACGGUUCUCGCAGCGCAUCAAGGUGCAGCGAAAAAAGAUCUACCUACCGAUAACGGGCAUCGGUCAAGCAUCCACUCAGGCCAAGCAUAAACUCUUCUCUAAGAUUCAGUCUCGAGUUGGCGAGUACUCCACCAACGUCGAAUUUCUUGUUCUGCCCAAAUUAACAAUCGACUUGCCAGCCACAUCCGUCGACACUUCGACAUGGAACAUGCCUCCCAGCAUCCAGUUAGCUGAUCCGUCGUUCGACAGCACUAAUCCCGUGGAUAUUAUCAUCGGAGCCGAAAUAUUCUUUGAUCUGUUCAAGGUUCCUGGUCGAAUUCCGCUCGGCGACAAUCUUCCGGUGCUGGUCAACUCUGUCUUUGGUUGGGUCGUGUCUGGAAAGUCCACCAUCAGUCCACGGACCGCUAUUGUUGUCUCUAACGUCGCUACCAUCUCCGAUAUUCACCAACUUAUGGAAAAAUUCUGGACAAUCGAGGAAGAUAGCUCAUCGACAGCGUACUCCGUUGAGGAAGCAGCAUGUGAGGAGCAUUUUCAGCGCACCGUUACUCGCAACGCUGAGGGACGAUACAUCGUUCGCUUGCCAGUCAAGGAGGACGUGCAACGUCAGCUCACCGACAACCGACGCAUAGCUGUUCGCCAGUUUCACUUGCUUCAAAAUCGCCUACUUCGCAAUCCCGAGCUUCACCAGCAGUACAAAGCCUUCAUCGACGAGUAUCGCGACCUCGGACAUAUGGAGCGGAUUCAUGACUAUGACAACCCAGCAGUUCAACACUACUACCUCCCUCAUCACGCUGUGAUUCGCCAGGACAGCACAACCACCAAAUUACGGGUAGUCUUUAACGCUUCAAGUAAAACACCCAACGGACCUUCGCUCAACGACGCCCUAAUGGUGGGACCAACCGUGCAAGAGGACAUUCGAUCGAUCACGAUGCGAUCUCGGAUGCAUCAAGUCAUGAUAAUUGCCGAUGCAAAGAUGAUGUACCGCCAAGUUCUUGUUGACCGUCGUGACUGUCGAUUUCAGCUCAUUGUCUGGAAACCAUCACCAGACCAUCCCAUGGAAACGUACGAACUAAGAACGGUGACGUACGGUACGGCCAGUGCCCCGUUCCUUGCCACUCGAGUGCUAAAUCAGCUCGCAGAUGAUGAAGGGCAUCAAUUUCCACUGGCAGCGAGGGCACUCAAGAAGGAUGUCUACGUCGACGAUCUCUUUUCCGGUGGCGAAACUAUAAAAGAAGUCAUCGAACUCCGCAAACAACUAGACGCACUCCUAGCAAAGGGCGGAUUUCAGCUUCGCAAAUGGGCUUCAAACGAAGAGGCAGUUCUUGAAGGGAUUCCACCGGAAAACCGCGCUCUCCUCACUUCCUUUGACCUAGACCGCGACCAAGUCAUCAAAACGCUUGGGUUGCAUUGGGAACCAGCUACAGAUUGUCUACGUUACAAAACCGACUUCCCACCCGACACAGAAAACCAGCCUAUCACCAAACGGAUUACACUCUCGUUGAUUGCUCGUCUCUACGAUCCGCUUGGCUUGGUAGGACCCGUCGUCACAUCCGCGAAAAUCUUCAUGCAAAACUUGUGGACUCUAAAAACCGACGACGGAUCAUCUUGGAGUUGGGACAAGGAAUUGCCAAUCGACUAUCAAACCCGGUGGAUCGAUUACAAGUCGCAGCUACCCAGACUCAACGAACUCCGCAUAACUCGCUGCAUUCUCUUGGCGAAUCCGGAAACCAUUCAAAUCCACAUUUUCUCCGACGCUUCGCAGCUUGCGUAUGGAGCCUGCACCUACAUCAGAUCAACCAAUGCAUCUGGGAGAAUCAAAGUUACCCUACUCACUGCAAAAUCAAGGGUAGCUCCUCUCAAGCGGAAGUCAAUUCCUCGACGUGAACUGUGUGGGGCCCUAUUGGCAGCGCAACUUUACGAGAAGGUAAAAUCAUCGCUACAGCUCGACGCAGAAUGCUACUGUUGGGUCGACAGCACCUUCGUACUGUGCUGGCUUCGGGCAUCACCGUCUGUUUGGAACACUUUUGUUGCUAACCAAACUUCCAAAAUUCAGCUCGCCACCCAGAACUGCUCGUGGAAUCAUAUCGCUGGAAUGGAAAACCCAGCGGAUUGCAUUUCCCGUGGAAUCUCAGCCGACACUAUCAUCGACUUCGAUCUCUGGUGGCAAGGACCUGAAUGGCUUCGACAACCCCAAGCAAAUUGGCCAAUCUCUACGAAUACACCCGAUCAACCGCCUGAAGCAUUGGAAGAAGCUCGUCGAACAACCAUAGCUGUCCCAUCGUUGCCAACUGAACCAUCUUUCGUCGACCGGCUAGUCGGAAAAUUCUCCAGCUAUCAACGUCUCAUCUGUGUCACCGCUUUUUGCUGCCGUUUCUUCAAAAAUUGCCGAAUACCGUCCAGUGAGCGCCCGAAAACUAUCCUACAAAAUAAGGAAGAAUUAAUUGGAGCGGAAAAUCUGCUAAUCGAAUUGGUGCAACAACAAGCGUUUAACGAAGAUUGGAAACAACUUCAACAAUCGCAACCCGUGUCAUCUAAAUCCCGCCUCAAAUGGUUCCAUCCAUUCCUCUCUCCAGAGCAUAUAAUUCGAAUCGGUGGCAGACUAGAAACCUCGAAUCAACCGUAUGAUAGCAAGCAUCAAAUUCUUCUACCCGCUUCACACAGACUCUCGACGCUUCUAAUCCAGAGUUACCAUAAACUCCACCUUCACGCAGCACCUCAACUGCUUCUAACCCUACUCCGACAACGGUACUGGAUCAUAGGGGCCAGAAACUUGGCCAGGCGUUUGGUCCACAGCUGCAUUAUCUGCUUUCGAGCGCGACCAAGAAUGCUGGAACAAUUCAUGGCUGGACUUCCUUCUUCGAGAACCAUCGCGACUCGACCCUUCGCUGUAACAGGGAUCGACUACUGGGGACCAAUUCCGCUUAAGCCCACUUACCGCCGUGCUGCACCAGGAAAGGCCUACGUUGGUGUUUUUCACUCCGCCGGUUCGUCUCUCGUCGUGGACUUUGUCGCGGUCGGUCGCAAUUUUGUUGGAGCGAACAACGAAUUACGGGAUCUAGUCAGCAGAAAACCCCAUGACGAUGCAAUCGCAGCCGAAUGCAACCAACAUGGGAUUCGCUGGCACUUCAACCCACCGAGAGCAUCUCAUUUCGGCGGCCUUUGGGAGGCUGCGAUCAAAUCAGCUCAAAAACACUUUGUCCGUGUCCUCGGAACGCAUACCCUUGCCUACGACGAUAUGACCACGCUACUGUGCCAAAUAGAAUCCUGCCUAAAUUCCCGACCGAUUGUACCACUGAGUGACGAUCCUACCGACUUCGAACCGCUAACUCCAGGUCACUUUUUGACGGGAUCCUGCCUCAAAAGUGUUCCAGAUUCCGACCUCUCCAAAAUUCCAUCAAACCGACUCCGCCAAUGGCACCUAGUUCAAAAGCUGUUCCAGAAUUUGUGGAAGAGAUGGCACUUGGAAUAUCUUUCUACAUUGCAGCCACGUACCAAAUGGUGCAAUCCACCCAUUCAACUACAGACCGGCCAACUGGUGAUCCUUCGCAACAACAACAUCGCACCGAUCCAAUGGCCAAUGGCACGAAUCCUUCAAGUUCAUCCUGGACCAGACGGCAUCGUUCGAGUUGUGACGGUCCAAACACAAAAUAAUCGCUAUGUUUAUCCGGUUUCCAAAAUUUGCCUCUUACCGUUACCAUCAGCUGCAGAGGAGUGA